This is a messenger RNA of Phytophthora nicotianae INRA-310, 7132 nucleotides long. RefSeq lists its product as hypothetical. The coding region runs from base 1596 to 3728 and encodes 710 amino acids. The record is from RefSeq and is a predicted model, not a curated record. Gene Ontology annotation, molecular function: ATP binding; ATP-dependent DNA damage sensor activity; mismatched DNA binding. NCBI's taxonomy places the organism in Eukaryota, Oomycota, Peronosporomycetes, Peronosporales, Peronosporaceae. Gene Ontology annotation, biological process: mismatch repair. Gene Ontology annotation, cellular component: nucleus. The transcript is spliced from 3 exons.
GUACGAGCACCACACUGGGUGCAUUUGGUCGUCCUUGACAUCCACCACUUCGCAUAUCUUCUCGCGCAGCGCGCGGAAGUCCGAAUAGCGGUGCUGCACUUGACACUCUGGCCUCUCCGCGUCCUGCUCGUGUAGCAGUCGCCGCUUGCGUGCGCGCACACUUUCACUUGAGUUGGAAGAGGGCAGACCCUUCUGCGAUCGCUGCAAAUAUACGUCCACCACGUACAUGGUGGCGCCGUCGUGCUCGGGGCUGUCGUACAUGCCGCGGAUAGCUACACGCUGGAUCUGGUUGAGACUCACGGCGAAUUUGGUGCUAUCUGAGAACUGCGAGAGGCGGCGCCCUAACUCCAUGUUCAGACUGUGGCGAGACUCGCCGUCCAGGUCGUCGGAUAUGGCCAUGUGGGUUGAUUCCACGUUGUUGCUCUUGUUACAAACUUGUUGGCCAAACGCAAAUUCAAAUUGUGAGGCGUUGAAGCUGACGCACUUCGCCAAGCGAAAAAAAGGCGAUACUGUUUUGAGACCGGUAUCGUUAGGCUAUCCUGCGACAGCAGCCAAUCAUAGCGUGGUAUAGUUAAACCUGUAGGAGACGCUAGCACACUUUCCAGCAUGCGCAACUCCAAGUAUUUUGGCAAUGGUGCGGACCCGCGACGGCCACCUCGGCGAUCCUCAAGUGAUGACCAUGAUAGAGCGCAGCGCUCCGUCUUAACCUCACUACGGUCCCGCAAACGCAAGCAGCGAGAAGUCAGUACAGAGGAAACUACAGCCUCGACCCCGCCACAACCAUCUCUAACGUCCAUGGAGAAGCAGGUCGUGGGACUGCGAAAGGCGUACCCAGAUACGCUGCUGCUGUUCGAAUGUGGCUAUCGCAUGCGCAUUUUUGGCAAAGAUGCCGAGGUAUCUACAGUCAUUAGUGAUACGAAUCUCAUGGUUCAAAUAAAUGUUAUUAUUUUCUUUUCAGAAUGCUGCUGCUGUGCUGGACAUUCGAGCUCAGCAGCAUAAAAACUUCUUGGAGGCGUCGGUGCCUGUGCAUCGGACGCUGUUUCACGCUCGACGCUUGGUUCAUGCGGGAUUUAAAGUUGGCGUUGUGAAGCAGGUGGACUCGGUCGCUAUGAGAGCAGCUAACAAAGCUCCGGGUGCUCAACGCAAACCUCUUGAACGAUGCGUGAGCGAAAUUUACACUCGAGCUACGAUUCCAGAGGUGGAGGACAAUGGAGAUGAUAGCGACGAAGAAGACACAAGAGCGCGGUUUAUUGCCUGUGUUGUGGAAGAAACGAUACAUGCGAAACCUUUCUUUUCGCAGUCAAUGCACGAGGUUGAUGAAGACACGAAAAGAACCCAGGUGCGUGAUACAUGUAUACUCUGAUGUAUCGAUAUGAGUUUGAGCUUGUGGUUAAAUAACACACAUAUAGGCCUUCUCAGAAGAUGUUCGUAUUGGAGUUUUCAUGCACGACGUUCAUACAGGAGAGACCAAGUUUGACGAAUUCGAAGAUGGUGCGAAGAAAUAAGCGUUUGCUUCGCCGGUAUCGUAGCUGAUAUGGUUUUGUGGUAUUAACUAUUCAGAUGGAAAACGACAACGCUUACAGCGGACGUUAGAAAUGCUUGAUCCAGUGGAAUUCGUUCUACCAUCAGGUCGCCUCAGUGCGUACACUGAGCAAGUACUGGAGAGCUUUGUGGUAACUCAAAGUGACCCAGUUACCUUCUCAAGCGAGACCUCUACUAUAACCGAUCUGAAACCCUGUAUUCGAGUGGAAAGGAUACCUAACAAGUAUUUCGACUACUCGGUUGCUAAGGAGACUUUCACGCGCGUUUUUCAUGAAGCUGAGGCGGAGUACACUAGUGCUGUUGUCUACCCAAGUCUGCCGAAAUUGUGCGUAUCCUGCUUUGGAGGAAUGUGGCAAUAUCUCUCUUCACUCGACGUUGUGAAGACGCUCAUUGCACCCAACUACACCAGCUUAUCCAGUCCAACGUCGACGUUUUUGGGACUAUUUCACCUUCCAACCGAAGCGCAUCGAGAUCUCGAUCUAUUCGUCAACUCGACUACUAAGCGCGGCGUUGGCUCGCUCUUGUCGAUACUAAACCACACUAAAACCAAUGGUGGUGCAAGGAAACUCCGUGAUUGGAUCCAUUCUCCAUUAGUCGAUAUACAAGAGAUCAUGGCACGUCAAAAGACGAUCGAGCGUUUGGCGUUCCCACCUGGAUCGCUAUCAACGGAAUCCCUACCGCACCGACUGGCAUACGAGGAGCUGACGACGGCCAUUUUACCUCGCAGCAAGCAUCUGCUGAAAUACCUACAGCAAGUUCAUUUAGGAAAGGCAACACCCAGUCAAGCCGUCGGUGCGCUUCAGAUUCUGAAGGAUCUCGAGGGGCAUAUCAACGGACUCAAAGCAAUGUUCUCGUCCGCUACAAUUGAAGACCAAUCCACUCUGGAAAAGCUUUUAGAGGGCUAUCCAGCGCUACAAGCUCGUCUUACGCCUCUUCUUGACGAGGUGGAUGUCAAACGUGCAAGGCAAAAUGACGUCGAGAAUACCAUUCAGAGGCUUCUGUGCAGACACCCAUCGCAAGCUCGAAAGUAUCGAGAGUUGACGCGAGAGCUCGAGACUCUCGCUCGAGAAUACGACGCGAUGUUGGUGACUUGCAGAAGUAUUCUCAAGGACCCGUUGCUAGAGUUCACUACGUUCAGAGGAGGCUCGUUGAGCGACAUUCACCACCUGAUCGAAGUGAAGCGUACAGAUCUGCACGAGGUGCCUCAAACAUGGCUGGUAGUGAACUCCACCAAGAAGAUCGUCCGAUUUCACCCGAGACAGAUCAUCCAGCUUCACGUACAAGAAGAGUUUGUGAAAGAACAGAAAGAACAACUGGUUCGAGCAUUAUGGAGACGAUUUGUCAAUCAGGUGGACGCUCAAGUGUACGUGACUGGAAUGGCCUGUGUGGACAUUCUAGCGAACCUUGAUGCGCUGUGCUCACUCGCUACGGUGGCUCAGAGUUAUCCUAACUACACUAAGCCUCAGUUUGUGGAUGGUAACAGCAUAUUGGAGAUCAUCGAUGGACGUCAUCCGAUUAUUGAAAUGUUGUUAGACGGAUCGUCCUACAUCAGCAAUUCUGUCCUGCUGUCAAGUAGUCUUGGGUCUUUGAUGGUUGUAUCGGGUCCCAACAUGGGAGGCAAGACCAGUCUGCUUCGCAUGUGUGCGCUUGUGGUGAUCCUCGCUCAAAUUGGGUCUUUUGUUCCCGCGUCAAGUGUGCGGUUAUCCGUGUUCGACGGGGUCUACACGCUCAUGCAUCGCAGCACUAUUAAUUGUGGUUCGUCAUGCUCGUCAGAGCUAACAGCAUUGGGUACGAUCUCGCGCAAUGCUACGAAGAGGUCACUUGUUCUUAUCGACGAAAUCGGCUUUGGAAUGGCAGCUCAGUACGCUGAAGCUGUGGCUGUGGCUCAGAUGAUGUACCUUAGUAAGACUGUCGGAUGCCUUGUAGUGUUUGCCACGCAUCUUACUGCAGCGAUUCACAAGUUGCAAGCUCUUUUAGGCGAUAAAUGCCAGACAAAACAAUUGGAGUAUCACUUCUACGAACAGGACGAGGCAGACGCGAACGUGGAGGUUGAAGACGUGGUGACAUUCCAUUACGUGUUGAAAGACGGAGUAGCGAGUGACAGCGUCGCUAUUGAGACGGCAAGGCGUGCUGGCAUCGCGUCUGCUAUACUAGAGCGUGCUAAGGAGCUGCAAGGUGACCUAUAACAUAAUAGACUUAGUCACAGUUCAGCACCACGCGGCCUCGCAGCUUGCCGGCGUGCAUUCGCUCGAAGACGUCCGGUAGAUUUUUCAGCGGUUCGACAGUGUACGAGCUCUUGACUAGACCGUCGGCAGCGAGAUCGAUGGCCUCGAUUGCGUCUUGACGGCUGCCCACGUAGGAGCCGACGAUGCGGAAUUCCAGCGGGAUCAACGGCUCAACAGGAGCCACGACGGCCGUGUCUUUGGGGACACCCACCGCAACCAGAGUGCCGCGAGGACGUAGGAACAUGAGCGGGUCCUUGUAUGCAUCCUUGGAACCAGCAACGACAAUAACCGCGUGACCACCGCGGCCACCCGUAGCAGCACGGACCUGUUCGAUGACGUUUCCGUCGUUAAAGUCGAUAAAGUCCUUGAUGCCGUACGAUUCAAUUAGCUUGCGCUUGUCAUCACCAGAGUCGAUAGCCACCACCUUGUAGCCCAUAGCACGUGCAUACUGACAAGCCAAGUGACCCAGACCGCCGCCGGCUCCCGGAAUCACCACGUACUCACCCGGCGACCCGCCGAUCUGCUUCAGUGCCUUGUACACCGUCAUACCGGCGCACAGGAUAGGGGCGGCUGAUGCCAGAUCCAGAGUCUUCGGGAUUGGAGUCACGUGGUCUGCGAACGACACGCACCACUGCUGGAACGUGCCGUGACAGGUCAAACCGUGUACGCCGGCCUCACCACAGGUGGUCUCGUAGCCUUUACGACAAUCCUCACAGCCGAGACAGGUGUGAGCAAGCCAUUUGACUCCCACAGCGUCACCCACUUUGAGCUUCGUCUUGGUGUUCGCACCGACAGCAGCGACGUAUCCGACACCUUCGUGGCCGCCGAUCAUUGGGAACUGCUUGGGCAGAGGAGGACCUUCGCCUUCCCAGACCGACAGAUCCGAGUGACACACGCCCGUGUACGCAAUACGGACGAGAACCUCACCCGAUUUAAGAUCCUCCGGCUGUACGACAGGCCAGUCCUCGCGCACCUGGAGCGGCGCGUUGUCCGCCUCAUACAUGACGGCGGUCUGCGUCUUGGGGAUGUCGUAGCUUGUCUGGGACUUCACUGAAAACGAUCGAACGGCUUGACGCCCGCAGUUCGCGCAUCCGCAUUGCACGCCGUGACCUGAAAAUACUCCGACAAACGACUUGCUAGCAAAUUGGGCAGCGCGUCUGGAUGGUUUUGCGAAGCGGGUGACGGCGCGCAGCAUUUCGUCUUGCUUGUGCUGCUGAUGGCGAUUUCGACAAUGACGCUCCCCUGCCGGCGGUCACGAACGGGGAGCCAGCAAUUGUUGACGUCCGCACUCAUCACUACCGCAGGAUACCGGCUCGAGUACCAGUGCAGAGUGUGGGGCAGCUCGUGCGUGGCAGCGGGUAUGGAUCACCGGAUUUGCUCCUUCAAGCUUCAUGUUGAAGCGAAAUAACGCGAGGAUAACGCGAUGCUCGAGUUUGCCAGCAGUUAUCUCCCAUGUGUUGAAGCGUUCUUCAACAGCGCUUCAAGCAUUUGCCAUCCAGCGGCUCCGCGAGUUCAAGUGCGAUGCUGCAGUGUAGUGCAGAGGCUGCCGUAUCGGCUAGCAAAGCAACAGCUUUAAAUGUAUCCACUCUUCAACUAGUAAAAGCGACUUUUAUCAAAACGUGACGACUCUCCUACUUCUCCACGCAGAGGCUUCUGGCUACGCCCACAAACACUAACAUACUCAAUCACUCGCAGUCCAGCACAGUGCGGCCGAACAGCGUGCCGGCUUUCAUCCGCUUGAACACGUCGGGCAGGUUCGUGAGCGGCUCGACGUUAUAGAACGUCUCCACCGCUCCGUCGGCAGCGAUGUUCACCGUUUCGAUGGAGUCCUGACGGUUGCCCACGUUGGUACCAAUGAUGCGGUGCGCGAAGGCCACGGUCGGUUCAAUCGGCACCGGCAGCAAGCCACCUUUGGGUACGCCCACCAUCAGCACGGUGCCAUGCGGACGAAUGUACUGCAGUGCAUCCUGGUACGAAGACUCAGUGUCGGCCACCACACAAGCGCAAUGAGCUCCGCGUCCCGUGAUCGCCUUAACCUGUCCGACCACGUCGCCGUCCUUGAAGUCGAUGAAAUGCUUAACACCGUAGCCCUCCAGAAGCUUACGCUUGUCGUCGCCCGAAUCGAUAGCAAUGACUUUAUAACCCAUCGAUCGAGCGUACUGGCAAGCCAGAUGACCCAAGCCUCCACCGGCGCCGGGGAUCACGACGUACUCCCCUGGAGCACCUCCAAUCUCCUUAAGCGCUGAGUACACCGUCACACCGGCACACAGUAGCGGCGCAGCGGCUGCCAUGUCAUAGCCCUUUGGGAUCGGCGUGACGUGGUCUGCGUAGGAGACGCACCACUGCUGGAAUGAGCCGUCGAUCGUAUAUCCGUGCAUGAUGACGCUCUCGCACGUGGUCUCGUGGCCCUUACGGCAAUCUUCGCAGCCGAGACACGAGUGCGCCAGCCACUUGACGCCCACGGGGUCACCGACCUUGAGAUUUGUCUUGGUGUUCUCGGCGAUAGCUGCGACGUAGCCCGUGCCUUCGUGGCCGCCGACCAGCGGCAUCUUCUUGCCAACAGGAGCACCUCCACCCUCCCAGAUGAUCACGUCCGAGUGACACACGCCGCUGUAGGCCAUGCGCACCAGGAUUUCGCCGGCUUGAAGGUCUUCCGGCUGCACCACCGGCCAGUCCGUGCGGACUUGAAGCGGAGCUCCUUCAGACUCAUACAUAAUGGCCGUCUGCGUCUUGGGGAUGUCGUAGUGCGGCUGCGAUUGCACCGAGAAGUGGCGCCAUUGAUUCCUAGCGCACGAGCCGCAACGACACUGCAGGCCGUGGCAGGAUGCGGAUCCGACGAAGGACUUGGCCGCGACUUGCGUCACACGUCGGGACGGUUGAGCGAGACGGGAGACAACACGAAGCAUGGCAAUCAACACUCACACCUUAGCACUGGACUGGCAGAUUGCAGAGUGAGAUCGGAGAGGAUUGGCCAGGUAAGUGAUCCAUGCUGGACCUCGCUGCCAGCGUCGAGAGAAUCGACACGCGGGAAGUCACGCCAGACGAGGCCCUCGUCAGUGAGGUUCACUUCGCUGUGUUUCCUGCGCGAGAGCUUUCAUCUUGCAUGGUGACCGACGAGCUUCAACUUGGCGAAUACAGAUUGCCAGUAUAUUUUGCGUGGCUCUAACACGCCUCUUCCUUGGUUCAUCCACAAGCACGUGAUGUUCAAAGUUGCCCAACAGACCACAAUGGGCCCUCGAGCUCUUCGCGCACGUUCCAACAUCGUGCACAAGUAGUAAAUAUCCUCAUUGUUCGCUUGAGGUGUACACGUCGAAAGAGUUAGAAUGGAUCACCCUCGGAAGAGUAUUUUAAAAAAACUAACGACG